UAGUAGCUCUGUCAUCAUCGAGAAGAGCUCCACCAUUUACCUGUGAAAAUGACCUUCGUUCUGAGAAGGAGCCUGUUGGGUAAAAGCAUGCGCCGUGCAGUCGGCAUGGCUGUUUGUGGGGUCACAAAGAUGACCCUACCCAAGACAAACAGUCACAGACUGCUGCACGUAGGUGAGCGGGCCUCACUGACCAAGGCUUUCACAGCCAGAGACGUCGCACUUUUUGCAGAGCUGACCGGAGACACUAAUCCGCUUCAUCUCGACCCGGAGUUCGCCAAGACGACAUCUUUCGAAACUCCCAUUGUUCACGGCGUGUUGAUUAACGGCCUCAUCUCAGCAGUUCUGGGCACUAAAAUGCCCGGCACGGGCUGCGUCUUUCUCUACCAGGAAAUUCGCUUCCCGGCACCAUUGUACAUCGGUGAAGAGGUGGUAGCCGAGGCUGAGGUGAAAAAGAUCAAAAUGUCGUUUGCCUUCAUUUCCGUUUCCUGUUCAGUCAAAGACAAAGUGGUUAUGGAGGGAGAAGUGAUGGUCAUGAUGCCAGAGCACUCCCAAGGACCUUGAAGAGGGCUAAAGGACAUUUUGAAAGGACGUAUAUGAAACUUUCAUUUGGGACUUUAAUUUCUUCAUUUGAGCACCAAAUUCUAUAAAUUGCCUGUUAUGGAAGUUAGAGAGCUGUUUUGUUUCCUUAUCAGAGAUACAAAUGAUUUAUUUAGAAACCAUUAUUAUUUUAUUUCCGGAGGUUUACAUGUAUCUUUAUGAAAGAAAGCCUUUGAUAAAGUGUGCAUUAUGCAAAUAUGCAGUGCUUAAAAGUAGUCUUGGGACACACUGAAAACAGUUUGUCUUGUUUAUUUAUUACUUUCCAAGACAAAUUUCACUCAUUCAUAUCCAUAAGAAAAGUUAUAAUCGGCAAUAACAACCAGGUUUACUAGCAAAAUUUCAAAAUUAUCUCAUUAAUUAUCUUAAAUAAGGCAAGUAAAAGUACUUUUUCACAUUCACUUUUACUUCACAUUUGUGGGACAAACUGACUGUCUCUUUCCUUCAUGUAUAUCAGUAUUUUGUUGUAUAUCUAUUGUAUUAGAUGACAGCUUGAGGCUUCUAGGCCUGGAGUGCAUGAGUCUGCACGACUUAUGAUCAGCCAGUUCUCUUAUGGAUGUUCAGAGCGUGACAGGUGUCUCUUUUCACAACUUCAAUACGUUUUUCAUUCUUGAUUUUCGAAUUUUCAGCAUACCUGUGAUCUCACAGAUACUUUAUUUGUCAGAGAUUUUUUUUUUUUGUUAAUUCAGCCCCAUAUUAAUUCAACUCAAUACAUGUUUUCCUAGUUUUCUAUCUGUCUUUUAGAAUGAAAUUUAGAGUGUUGGAUGGUGCGUUGGAGAUCCUCUGGUUAGAACAUAUAUGCAUUUGGAUGAGUGUCCCAGUGUUUGUUUUGAAGUAAAAUGGGGGGUUUUGGUCUAGUUUGCCAUUAUUUAGUUGGACCAAAAGUAUUGUUGCAAGUUAAAAUAUAGCUGAAAUGAUGUAUUUUUGAAUAUAAUAAAGCACAUUUUCCAGAAUCCUUCAACAAAUCAAAUCAUUCUAAGAGACAAACGAUAGUAAAAGUGUCCCAAACUACUUUUGAGUAGUGUAUAAGGAAAACCGCAAUAUAGAAACAUGAACAAAAAUAUUCAUUCUUUCAAGAAUUGGCCCAUCCUGUGAGGUGCAUGAACUCUGUCAUGAGCUGUUGGCUGUGUUAUGGAUUAAAAGCUUGCCUAGGCUUUCUGUAAAGAAAAAUGAAAGAGUAACGGAAUCCAUCACCCAACCCAAAUUCUACUUUCGAUUCACUAUAUAUCCUGGGUGCUUUUUUCUUUCACGCGUGGUUUGGCUUUGGUUGCAACCCGUAUCCAACAGUAGUGCUGUAAAACCAGCUCUGUGAAUCUCCAGUGUGUGGUUUUGGUUUAGAAGUAAUAGGCCAGUUUCCUGGUAAAAUGUGCUGCUGUGAUUUGACAUGUCUUGACACAUUAAAAUGUAUGCAGUUUAUUUUUCA
Messenger RNA from Colossoma macropomum (tambaqui), 2017 nucleotides. Its product is annotated as hydroxyacyl-thioester dehydratase type 2, mitochondrial-like. Bases 49 to 561 code for a protein of 170 amino acids. Lineage: Eukaryota; Metazoa; Chordata; Actinopteri; Characiformes; Serrasalmidae. The transcript has a single exon. The record is from RefSeq and is a predicted model, not a curated record.